AUUGCUGGAGGAGACCUGACGCAUGCGCAGUGAGUACAGCAUGGCUGCCUGGUAGCAGGAGGUUGCCAGGAAAGGUCUUUUCAAAGUAGCUUCUCGAACCAACUUCAGAAAUAUCGGAUUCCUUCUCUUCCCCUCGCCCGCCAUUAUGGUUCAAUUAGGGCGCAUUCUCUUGAAGCAGUAUUACAACCUUCGCGUCGUCAUCCGCUUUGCCCUGGGGGGCUGCGCCAACAGGCCUUACUAUCGGAUCGUUGCUGCGCACAACAAGCGGGCCAGAGACGGCAAGUACUUGGAGCAGAUCGGCUGCUACGACCCACUCCCCAAUGAUCACGGGGAGAAGAUCGUAGGCUUGAACAUUGAGCGGAUCAAAUACUGGAUCGCCAAUGGGGCCCUCCUCUCCAAACCUGUGGAAAAGCUUUUAGGGCUCUCUGGAUUCUUCCCCCUCCAUCCAAUGACCAUCACAAAUGCUGAACGAGUGAAGAGGCGACAAGCCCGAGAGGCCAAAGGGGCUGCUCUGGAGGAAGAGGUGGCUGCAGUCAAGGAGUGAAACCCAAAUGGAUGUCUGCAAAGAACUUUCCUCAUCCGCUCAAAGGGCAAAAGAACCGCGUCUCCCAGGCUGCAGAAGCAAAUCUCAAGUCCCUCAAAGCAGCUCCCGGAGUUCAAAGAGUUACACUUUAUUACAACUGAAGGCAGAGGAAGCUU
Anolis sagrei ordinatus is the source of this 699-nucleotide messenger RNA. RefSeq names its product mitochondrial ribosomal protein S16 (gene MRPS16). NCBI's taxonomy places the organism in Eukaryota, Metazoa, Chordata, Lepidosauria, Squamata, Anolidae. Gene Ontology annotation, molecular function: structural constituent of ribosome. The record is from RefSeq and is a predicted model, not a curated record. Gene Ontology annotation, biological process: mitochondrial translation. Gene Ontology annotation, cellular component: mitochondrial small ribosomal subunit; ribosome.